Molecule: messenger RNA, 495 nt
Organism: Brassicogethes aeneus
Lineage: Eukaryota; Metazoa; Arthropoda; Insecta; Coleoptera; Nitidulidae
Source: the annotation of a GenBank genome assembly
UACAGUUAGUCCAAAGACUCGCAACACAGACCUAUUUAAAUAUGUUCAAAUUGGUGGUGUUGUCUGCUCUCGUAGCCUUUGCUGUAGCCAAACCAGGAUAUCUUGGAGGACAUUUGGGAUAUUCCUUAGCUCCUUUAGCUGUGCAAACUCACAACUAUGCUAUACCUUCAGCUAUCAGCAGUACAUAUCGCAAAGACAUUGUCAGCCAACCAUGGGUACAAACGUAUGCUGCUCCAGUAGUUGCCGCUCCAAUCAUCGAAAAGACCAUCUUGGCUCCAGCCGCUGUUAGCAGCACUUACAGAAAGGAUAUCGUCAGCAAGCCAAUCAUCUCCACUUAUGCUGCUCCAGCUUACGUUUCUGCCCCAGUAGUCCACAAGACUAUUGUAUCUGCUCCAACUUAUGCUAACUCUGCUCCAUUUUCUUAUGGUACCCAUGUUCCGUCAGUUUACGCUUGGUGAAAAGAGAACUGUGUAAAUUUAAACUGCUAUUUAUUAA